Messenger RNA from Pangasianodon hypophthalmus (striped catfish), 3902 nucleotides. It is a transcript of the gene ppp1r3aa, whose product is annotated as protein phosphatase 1, regulatory subunit 3Aa. The coding region runs from base 16 to 3060 and encodes 1014 amino acids. Gene Ontology annotation, molecular function: glycogen binding; protein phosphatase 1 binding. Gene Ontology annotation, cellular component: protein phosphatase type 1 complex. The record is from RefSeq and is a predicted model, not a curated record. The transcript has 4 exons. NCBI's taxonomy places the organism in Eukaryota, Metazoa, Chordata, Actinopteri, Siluriformes, Pangasiidae. Gene Ontology annotation, biological process: regulation of glycogen biosynthetic process.
CAUGGACAGAGGUUCAUGGGUAGUCAGAUUAUUUUUAAGCCUGGCUCAGAGCACAGCUUAGUGUUUGGCUGCAACCUGAGUGGGGGCAGUCACGGUGUGUGGGGUAUCAGUGCGCUUGAACUUUCCUGCCUCCCCUGUCUCUCAGUCAUACACCGUGCACGAAUAUCGGUUGAAGAACCUGGACCUGCCAUGGCUUCCUGCUACACUGAGCCGUCAACACUCAGUGCUUGGAUACAAGAUGAAGAUGAGGAAGAGAAAGAGCCAAAAUCUCCACAAAGGAGCUCAAGUGAUGAGUCUGAGGAGUCAGAACCUGAGCCAUCACUGGCUUCUGUGGUGCGAAGGAAGGUUUCUUUUGCAGACGCUUUUGGCUUGGACUUGGUUUCUGUUAAGGAGUUUGAUAACAGAGUUGAGAGUGCUGAAGGAAGAGAGGGAGAGGAGUACCACCUGUCCUGCAUCUUCAGCGUCCCAAACUCAGAUGAGGAGCUGAAGCUCCGGCUUUGGCAGAACAAGCUGGAGCUGGAGAGCAUUGAGCUCCUGCCUGGCUCCACCACCAUCCGUGGCACUGUCCGUGUGCUUAACCUCUCUUAUCACAAGGUUGUUUAUGUACGCACUACUUUGGAUGGAUGGCAAAGCCACUUUGACCAGCUAGCUGAGUAUGUUCCUGGAUCCAGCGAUGGAGAGACAGACCGCUUCUCCUUCCAACUCACCCUGAUGCCUCCCUUUCCACCCAGUGGGGCCCGGCUGGAGUUCUGCCUCUGCUAUGAAUCCUCCACUGGAAUCUUUUGGGCAAACAAUGGAGGUAUGAACUAUGUGCUGUUUUGCCAUAAGAGAGGAAGGAGAACACUGAAAGAGAAGGAGGGAGGGAAAGAAAGGGAGACUGAAGAGAACGAUCAAAAGGGAAAAAAGAGCUGCUUGAAAGCUAUAAAAAAGGGGAGUUGUGCUGAGUCGAAGCCCACGGACAAGAACGGUGAACUCUCAGAGCAAGAGUCACCCAGGUCUGUAGAGAAUCAGAAAGGAAAAACUCAGCACAUAGCUGAAAGUCGAUCAAGAGAUGCACUAGAGGAGAACUGCAAAACUUUGACUGAAAGACGGAACAGAAGACGAGCAGCUCAGUUGGCACACUUGCAAGACUAUUUCUCUCAUAGGGACACAGAAGUCCAGCUAGGUCAACCUUCUCAUCAAGAAAAAUCUAAGAGAGAUUUAAAUGUGGUACUACCCAUGCCACAGCAUAGUAUUCCAGUGAUGACAGACACUUCUAGUACACUUCAAGUAUGCAGCAGAAAGGAGCAAAAUGGGAAUACAUCAUCGAUUCUACCUGACCAUCAGAUUCCCUUACUUCCCCUGGACUGGGGUAGAAACAUCUCAUCUCCACCUCUCUCUCAUCCAAACACUUCUGAGAUCAUUAGUGGAACAAAGCCAGAUGCUCUUGAAAAAGAGCGAACAGAGGAUGUGUCAACAGAGUUCUCAAAUGAUGCCUGGAAAGCUUUCCUCAGUGGUACAGAUAGUAUAGACAACCAGAACAAUGAUUUGAACCAAAAGUGCUUGCUUUGCGUUGCAGGGUCCAAUGAUUCCCAGGCAUCAAAUACAGAAUAUGAUGUGUCCAAUAUAGGGGACAAAGUAUUAUCAGUGUGGAGUACCCAGGAGUCUGCAGUGACCAGUGGGAAUGGCUCACACCAGUGCUUUACAGCAAUGGAAACUCUAGAGUCUGAUCCUGCUGAACUGUCACAAGCUCUUGACCCCAGUCAUAUCAGUGAGGUGUUGAGUUAUAAGGAUCCUGAAAAGGCACAGAUCAUUUCUGAACCACAUACUGUUCAGGAAUCAGAAUCAAUCUGGGCCCAAUGGAUGCCUGGUGUCACUGAGGCCCCACAUGACAGACAUAUACUUAGUGAAAGGCCUUUUAGUGAAGACAAGCCCAUGCUAUUAACCAACCCAGGGCAGACAGCCCAUGCUGAGGAUGCCACAGAGCCACUGUAUUCCAAAUCAGGAAAUGGAGUCUUGCUUGAAGAAUGUGCAAGCAGUACAGGGUUCUUAGACACAGAAAUGAAGGUAAAAGGGGACACAUACAGAGUAGUUGAAGAUAUUUUGACAUUUAACGGGAUCAGCAAGAAACCCUUUACAGACAGUAGGGAGUCUUUAGAACGACAGUAUAUAGAUGAAAGCAAAAAACCAACAAAAAAGAAAGAAAAUGAGAAAGUAUCCCAAAUGAAAAGGAUAUCUUGGAGUGAGUAUUCUGAAGAUGCUUUAGUGGUACUAGAAAGCAGAUUGCAAACAGAUGAACAGGAACCAUCCUGUCUAAAAGAUGAGAACACAGAAAUAUGGAUUUCAUCGAGGACAAGUGUGGUGUGUGAUGAAGGUGAACCACAUAAACAGACUGAAUGUCUCGAUAGGGGAGAAGAGGGGGUUGUGUGUUAUGAGUUAGUGAAAAAGGGAUUCUCUGACUCCAGUGAGAGGCAAGGAGAAGAAAUAUCCUCUGUAGAAAAUAUAGCUAAUAGAGAAUGUGAAAAUGGUUUAAAAACUGAAGGUCAGGGUAUAUAUGGAAGGCAGAAUGAGGGUGAUGACUACACAGACAAUUACCUACACAAGGAACUACACAAGCUUCAAAGUUCCCCUGAAACCUGCCCACAUGCACCCAAUCUAUGUAUAACUAGCCACACCAGUAGUCCACCUGGGCACUUCACCUGGACAGAAUCUGUGAGUGAGGGUGAACUUCUUCUUUUUCCUGCCCCUCAUAAGGGUUUUGAGAGUGAGGAGACUCUGAGGUAUAGGGUAGCUCCGGACCUCCAGGAUCCAGGUGUGGGGACUGAGUUUCCUAGCUCAUUCUCCAGGACGGCUUCUCCCUCAGUGGGCACAAUGUCAAGCUGGCUGCUGGUGUGCUGGGCCAAAAUCUCUACUCUGAGCUACAUCGCUGGGGCCCUCAUGUGUGCCAUCCUGUUUGUGAUCUUUGUAACUGCUUAUUUGCAUGACUUCCCAGUUUGCCUGGCCAUUUACCUGUUGUCUGCAUGCUGGUGGUGUAGACAGGGCAUGAAAAAGCAUGUGACCACAGCAGACAGUGUGGACUGACAUCAGUAAAGUAUAGGUUCCACUUUAAGGGCCCAACACCAGUUGUCUACACGUACGAGAGUGGCGUUUCUUUCUUCUGAAGAUGUUGCUUUCCUAAAUAAAAUAAUUUGAUGUUCAUUUCUGAAGGGCAGCUUCCUACAUUUUGUGAAGAUGGUGAAUAUAACAUAGCGGUGCUCAAAUAUCGGAGACCUGGAUAUGAAACCAAGUUAAUGUAGCAUCUAGAUCAUACAUGUCUUGCUUGUACAGACUCUCAAGAGUCAGGCUAACCUAAACUGGGAAUGUUUGACAUUCAUUUCAUAUUUAGUAUUAAUUACUAUGGUAUAUUUUACUUACAGUGAUAGAUAUAAGUUUCAAUGAUCCCUAUUUGCAUAAAAAAUUCUGUAGUACAGAUGUUCAGUGUGUGAGUUUAGUCGCUCUGGUAGAGUUUAGCAGCUCUAAGUUUCUAAACAUGAACCAGCACAGUUCUGUAGCAGAUUAUCUGUUGUAGUUUAUCCAAUCAAAUGCAUUUAUAUGAAAUAUUUAGCUAAAGGCAGCACAAUGGACCAGACACUAGCUAGAGUGUUAGAUACAUUGGAUCAACAAGAGGAGAGUUUUCACAGAUUUUUCUCUGGGCUGAUUAGUGAACUGACGACAUUGCUUGUUUAAAAAAAAGUCAACUAAAGAAUGUUUAAACAUGAAUGGGCAGACAAGUAUGUGUUUAUUAUCACUUUCAAAUUAAAAAAAAAAUGUUCAAGGUCUGUGGUGCUAGUCAAAGUGUGUUACGUGCCACUAUGAAACAAAAUGUUCAAUUGUCUUCAUCUGUUUAAUGGUUAAGAAUUAAAACUCAAGGUUGUCACCAUUCA